GCCCCUCCUUCCUGGAGCCUCCGCUGAGGCUGAGGCGGCGAGGCGGCCGGGAGGGGGGCGGCUUGUGGCCGGAGCGACACGCGCCCGUCGCGACCCUAUGCAGUGACUCGUGCGGCGCAGGCGCCUCCUGCCCCGCCGGCGGGGCCCAGGCUUACCGCGGCGGGAUGUUCUCCCGAAGGAGCCACGGAGAUGUGAAAAAGUCCACGCAGAAGGUGCUGGACCCCAAGAAGGACGUGCUGACCCGCCUGAAGCACCUGCGGGCGCUGCUGGAUAACGUGGAUGCAAGCGAUCUUAAGCAGUUCUUUGAGACCAACUAUUCUCAGAUAUAUUUCAUCUUCUAUGAAAAUUUUAUAACACUGGAAAAUAGUUUGAAGUUAAAAGGGAAUAAUAAGUCACAAAGGGAGGAGCUGGACUCCAUCCUCUUUCUAUUUGAAAAAAUACUGCAGUUUCUACCUGAACGAAUUUUCUUUCGAUGGCAUUACCAGAGUAUAGGCUCAACUUUAAAGAAGCUUUUACACACUGGAAAUUCUAUUAAGAUAAGAUGUGAAGGAAUCAGACUAUUUCUUUUGUGGCUUCAAGCACUUCAGACAAACUGUGCAGAAGAGCAGGUGCUGAUUUUCGCUUGCCUAGUGCCUGGUUUCCCAGCGGUCUUGUCAUCCAGGGGUCCCUGCACACUGGAGACACUCAUCAACCCUAGCCCUAGUAUAGUUGAUGCAAAAAUAUACCCAGAGGAAAUCACCCCACUUCUGCCAGCCAUAUCAGGGGAGAAGAUUGCUGAGGACCAAACCUGCUUUUUUCUUCAAAUACUGUUGAAAUACAUGGUUAUUCAGGCUGCAAGCUUGGAGUGGAAGAAUAAAGAGAAUCAAGAUACUGGUUUUAAAUUUCUUUUUACGUUGUUUCGAAAGUAUUAUCUUCCUCAUUUGUUUCCAUCAUUUACUAAAUUAACCAACAUCUACAAACCUGUACUUGAAAUUCCCCAUUUGAGACCAAAGCCAGUAUAUGUUACUGUAACUCGAGAUAAUGAAACAAUUUACAGUACAAAAAUUCCAUACAUGGCAGCUCGUGUUGUUUUCAUUAAAUGGAUUGUAACUUUCUUUUUGGAAAAAAAGUAUCUAACUGCAACACAAAACACUAAAAAUGGAGUUGAUGUAUUGCCUAAAAUCAUCCAGACUGUUGGUGGUGGUGCAAUACAAGAGAAGGUACCAGAGCUGGAUGGUGCUGGGUCCACAGAACAGGACAAAAGCCAUUCUAACAGCAGCACCUUGUCUGACCGAAGACUCAGCAACUCCAGUCUUUGUAGCAUUGAAGAGGAGCAUCGGACAGUGUAUGAGAUGGUGCAGCGGAUCCUCCUGUCAACACGGGGUUAUGUGAAUUUUGUGAAUGAAGUAUUUCGACAGGCAUUUUUGUUGCCUUCCUGUGAGAUAUCUGUAACAAGAAAAGUAGUUCAAGUGUAUAGGAAAUGGAUCCUCCAGAACAAACCUGUUUUCAUGGAGGAACCAGAUAAAAAGGAUGUUGCUCAAGAAGAUGCUGACAAAUUAGGACUUUCAGAGACUGACUCCAAGGAGGCCUCAUCUGAAAGUUCUGGUCAUAAACGGUCAUCCAGUUGGGGACGCACGUAUUCCUUCACAAGUGCCAUGAGCAGAGGAUGUGUGACAGAGGAGGACAACACAAAUGUGAAAGCUGGGGCCCAAGCUAUGUUGCAGGUCUUUCUUACGAAUGCUGCAAAUGUCUUUUUGCUGGAACCAUGUGCCGAAGUUCCCAUGCUCCUGAGAGAACAAGUAGACGCCUCUAAAGCUGUUCUGAUUAUUUUUCGGCGGAUGAUAAUGGAGCUUACAAUGAAUCAAAAGACAUGGGAGCAGAUGUUGCAAAUCCUUCUCAGGAUAACAGAAGCUGUCAUGCAGAAGCCAAAGGAUAAGCAUGUCAAGGACUUGUUUGCCCAGAGCUUGGCAGGGUUGCUCUUCAGGACACUUAUUGUGGCUUGGAUCCGAGCAAACCUCUGUGUGUACAUUUCUCGGGAGCUCUGGGAUGACUUUCUCAGGGUGCUGUCAUCCCUUACGGAAUGGGAGGAACUCAUCACUGAAUGGUCUAACAUCAUGGAUUCCUUGACAGCCGUGCUUGCCAGAACUGUGUAUGGAGUUGAAAUGACAAACCUACCUCUAGAUAAGUUAAGUGAACAAAAGGAGAAGAAGCAGCGUGGCAAAGGUUGUAUCCUAGAACCCCAAAAAGGAACAGCUGUUGGGAGAUCCUUUUCUCUCAGCUGGCGUAGCCAUCCAGAUGUGACUGAGCCAAUGAGAUUCAGAAGUGCCACCACAUCUGGAGCACCAGGAGUGGAGAAGGCAAGAAAUACUGUCCGUCAAAAAGCAACUGCUAAGCGAAGCCAGUCUAUCAGCAACUGUGUCCACCUCUCUGAGGCUUUGCCUGCUACUAAAAGCGUCCCGCUCCUCCUCCAUACCGUGAGCGCUCUCUUACCUGGUCUCUCUUACUCCUCUUGCUCUCACAGGCUGUCAGAAGUGGAGGAGUUCCAGCAGGCAGAGAGCACCGCCGCAGCCGACUGUGACUAUCUUGUGGUAGGACAGCAGCAGGUGCCCCGGAGCAGCAGCACCUCUGACAUCACUGAGCGCUUGUACUCAGACUCCUCUCAAGGUUACAGCCCCAUGUUGCCUCAUCCUGCUUUUUCCACGACUUCUGGGGAUCAGAGCUCUGGUCCUCAUGCUUGCACAGCUGGCCCUUUACCUUUGAGCCGUCUCCCCAGUGCAGGUCAAAAGGUAGAACAUUCGCAGAAUUUAAGCUCUUCAGAACCCAAGUCUGUUCAAGAGAGUAAAGGACAUGUGACUCAUGAACAUGAAGGAAUAACAAUGUUGGUUCGAAGGAGCAGCAGUCCCGCUGAGCUGGAGCUGAAGGAUGAUUUACAGCAGGCACAUGGAAGAUGCAGGCAGAGACAGACAAGUGAAAGUACUGGUAGUGACACAGUUGUGGGCUACAGCAAUGAAGCAGAGCUACCUGUGAGCCCGUGGCAGGCCUGUGAGGAGGACCCGGACCUGAGCACUCCCACAGAUGCUGUGGCUGACUCUGAUGCCCGCCACUGGUUACAACUGAGUCCUACUGAUGCUUCAAACUUAACAGACAGCAGAGAAUGCCUUGCAGACGACUGUAGCAUUAUUGCUGGAGGAAACCUCACUGGUUGGCACCCAGACUCCGCUGCUGUGUUAUGGCGAAGAGUCUUGGGAAUCCUUGGAGAUGUGAAUAACAUCCAGUCGCCGAAGAUCCAUGCCAAAGUUUUUGGCUAUCUCUAUGAACUGUGGUAUAAACUGGCCAAGAUACGAGAUAAUUUAGCAAUAAGCCUGGAUAACCAGUCGUCUCCAUCUCCUCCUCUCUUGAUCCCACCACUCAGAAUGUUUGCAUCAUGGCUAUUUAAGGCUACAACUCUGCCAAAUGAAUAUAAAGAAGGCAAACUGCAAGCCUACAAACUGAUCUGUGCCAUGAUGACCAGACGCCAGGAUGUUCUGCCAAACUCUGACUUCCUGGUGCAUUUUUACCUUGUGAUGCACCUGGGACUAACCAGCGAGGACCAGGAUGUCUUAAACACCAUCAUAAAAAACUGCUCACCCCGCUUUUUCUCCCUGGGUUUGCCUGGCUUCUCUAUGCUGGUGGGGGACUUUAUCACUGCUGCUGCCAGGGUCCUCAGUACAGACAUGUUGGCGGCACCCCGUUCAGAAGCUCUCACUCUCCUUGGUUCCCUUGUCUGCUUCCCAAAUACCUACCAGGAGAUCCCUCUGCUGCAGUCAGUGCCAGAAGUGAGUGAUGUUGUCACGGGAGCGGAAGACGUCAAGCAUUACCUCAUAAAUAUUUUACUGAAGAAUGCUACCGAGGAACCAAAUGAAUGUGCAAGAUGCAUCGCCAUUUGCUCCCUCGGGGUCUGGAUCUGUGAAGAGCUUGCACAGAGUGCCAGCCAUCCUCAGGUGAAGGAUGCCAUCAAUGUGAUAGGUGUAACUUUGAAGUUUCCUAACAAGAUCGUGGCUCAGGUAGCCUGUGAUGUUCUUCAGUUGUUGGUUUCCUACUGGGAAAAGCUGCAGAUGUUUGAAACUGCUCUACCCCGCAAAAUGGCAGAAAUUCUUGUGGCCACAAUUGCGUUCCUUUUACCAAGUGCAGAGUACUCGUCAGUGGAAACAGAUAAAAAGUUUAUUGUGUCCUUGCUCCUUUGUCUCUUGGACUGGUGCAUGGCGCUGCCCGUGAGUGCCCUCCUCCACCCUGUGUCCACAGCAGUUCUAGAGGAGCUGCACCCAUCCCGGGCCCCCUUGCUGGAUUAUAUCUACAGGGUUCUGCACUGCUGUGUCUGUGGCUCCAGCACAUACACACAGCAAAGUCACUAUACUCUGACCUUGGCUGACCUGUCAUCCACGGAUUAUGACCCCUUCCUACCUCUGGCAAACGUGAGGAACUCCGAGCCAAUCCAGUAUCAUUCAUCAGCAGACCUGGGGAACCUGCUGACCGUGGAAGAGGAAAAGAAGAGAAGAAGUGUGGAAUUGAUCCCCCUCACUGCACGAAUGGUCAUGGCCCACCUAGUGAACCACCUAGGCCACUAUCCACUGAGUGGGGGUCCUGCUGUGCUGCACAGCCUGGUCAGUGAGAACCAUGACAAUGCCCAUGUGGAAGGAACUGAGCUGUCCUCGGAGGUGUUCAGGAGCCCAAACCUGCAGCUCUUCGUAUUUAAUGAUAGCACCCUCAUCUCCUAUCUUCAGACACCAGCAGAAGGACCAGCUGGAGGGACUUCAGGGGGUUCCCUCUCAGAUGUGAGAGUCAUUGUGAGGGAUAUCUCAGGGAAGUACUCUUGGGAUGGCAAGGUUUUAUAUGGACCUCUGGAAGGCCGUUUGGCACCCAAUGGAAGGAACCCCUCAUUUCAGAUUUCUGGCUGGCAUCAUCACACAUGUGGACCUCAGAAAGAUUUGUUUAACGGUGAGGAGGGAGAUGAUGUGCUUGACAAGUUACUUGAAAACAUUGGCCAUACAAGCCCCGAAUGCCUUUUACCAUCACAACUAAAUCUAAAUGAGCCUUCCCCAACCCCAUGUGCAAUGAACUGGGACCAAGAGAAGGCAAUCAUGGAGGUCAUCCUGCGCCAGAGCGCACAGGAAGAUGAGUAUGUGCAGAGGUGUAACUCGGAUUCUUCAGUAACGGUCACCAGCCAAGGGCAGCCCUCACCCGUGGAGCCCCGGGGACCCUUUUAUUUCUGCAGGUUGUUGCUUGAUGACUUGGGAAUGAAUUCCUGGGACAGAAGGAAGAAUUUUCAUUUGUUGAAGAAAAAUUCAAAAUUAUUGAGAGAGCUAAAGAAUCUGGACUCGCGCCAGUGCCGCGAGACCCAUAAGAUUGCAGUGUUUUACAUUGCUGAAGGGCAAGAAGACAAGUGUUCCAUUCUAGCCAAUGAAAGAGGAAGCCAAGCAUAUGAAGACUUUGUUGCUGGUCUUGGAUGGGAGGUGGAUCUCUCAACCCACUGUGGGUUUAUGGGUGGUCUUCAGCGCAAUGGCAGCACGGGACAGACAGCCCCUUACUAUGCUACCUCGACCGUGGAAGUAAUUUUCCACGUUUCCACUCGGAUGCCAUCAGAUUCAGAUGAUUCUCUCACCAAAAAGCUCCGUCACCUGGGGAAUGAUGAGGUCCACAUCGUCUGGUCUGAACACUCCAGGGACUACCGCAGGGGUAUUAUCCCAACAGCCUUUGGAGACGUUUCCAUCAUUAUUUACCCAAUGAAGAAUCAUAUGUUCUUUAUCACGAUAACGAAGAAGCCUGAGGUUCCAUUCUUUGGGCCCCUGUUCGAUGGAGCGAUCGUGAGUGGGAAGCUGCUGCCAAGCCUUAUCUGUGCCACAUGCAUCAAUGCCAGCAGAGCGGUGAAGUGCCUCAUCCCACUCUAUCAGAGCUUCUACGAAGAGCGAGCUCUGUAUCUGGAAGCAAUAAUUCAAAACCACCGGGAAGUCAUGACAUUUGAGGAUUUCGCUGCUCAAGUCUUUUCUCCCUCUCCCAGCUACUCUGUCAGUGGAACGGAUUAAAAUACAUACUGGUCUCAUUGCAAUGCUUGAGCAAGGGGUCUUGACCUCCAGCCUGAGUAUGGACCCCAAGAAAAUCCUCCAUGUGGAAGAAAGAGGCACAGAUUCCCCCUGAUUUCUGCAGAACCCUCAAAAUCUAGACUUCGGGAACCUGCCACUGUGCCAGCACAUGUAGCAAGCCUCCCUGUGGUUUGGCUCCCAAGGUCAGAGGCAGUCUAGUUUGUGUGGAACCUUCAAGCAAGGCUGUGUCCCUCUUGUCUUGGAAUCUCACCAACCAAGCCUUGGGUAUCAGAAGAAGAAAAGAAAGUCACCAUCAACCAGGAACAAACCUGUUGUCAUAUGGGCAAUGGAGACGCCUGAAGUCUCUAGGCAGAAUACAGUAGCAAAAGGUUUGGGGCCCACAGGGAAGGGGCAAAGGGCACUUGUCUGUAUCGCCGAAUCAUUUUCCUUUCAUUUAUACUCCCAAGCUUGAUUCCCAAAAGGGCUGACAAAAUAACUGUGUAAUUGUUGGAGGAAUUUCCUCCAUACUGAUUUUGCUAAUCCUCAUGUUAGGAUUUAUAGUUUACUCAAAAUUUCAUCAUUAUGGAAGCUGGCUGUCCCCAGAGUCUUUUCCCACAGGAAGUUUCACCUUCACCAUUGAACCUUUUCCACCUGGAGCUGAGGCCCCACUGACUUAAGAUUCUCCUGACAACUAGAGUUCUUUCAGGUGAUGUUCCGACACAGAGCGAGCAGAGGGCAGGGGGCAGGGGGAGUGACCAUGCAUGAAAAUAUGGGAGUAUCCACAUGAGAGCACUAAGCAGAUGGCUAGCACCCUUGCCCAACACUGCCUAGCCCAGCACCACACACAUCAAUACACAAGAUUAGUGCCUGCUCCAGCUCCAGGGCUGACCCAACACCCCCACUGUGUCCAGUACUCCUGAAAGCUCAUCUGCAGUCCUCUUCCUGACUGCUGUUCAGAGUCCAAGACAGGCCUCAGAAACAGUACUUGUCACAUGAGUUUUAGGGUACAGAUUCCAGGCAAUAGAUUUGAUCCUUACACACACACACACACAUAUCAAAUUUUAUAUAUUGGCUCUAAGAAAGGCAUGUUGUGCCUUUUAGGGAUGGGAAGGAAGGAAGGAGUUAAAUGUGCCCCUUACUGGACAUGACCAUCUUGGACCUUAGAAUCUGGCAACUAAGCAUUCCCAGGGAAGACUUCUGUGUGGUCACUCACACACCCAUGCUUCUGUCCUGGCCCUGGUGCUGUCUCCGAGCUCCAGUUUUGCUUCCUUUCCUGCUCUACUUCAGAGCAAAACAGAAGAUGCAGCAGAGACCUUCCCUUGCUGCCUGGUCCUGCUACAUGACGCCAUUCCCAGGGCACAUAUCUAGAUGAGCCCUUCACUCAAAGCUGGAAAGCAGCCAUAGAGGAUAGACUCAAGGGGCUCAGGCAUGGGAGAGUGUCCUGGCUGUGGCCACCUCUCUACCUUCCUCUGCCUUCUGAUCUCACACCUAGCCUGCUUUCACUUCUCUCAGCCUGCUUACCCACCUCAUCAGUGUCCAUUCCCAGAGAAGCCAGCCUUUUAUAUCUACUACAGAGCUGAUUUGGCUGCUACUAAUCUUGGAAGAAAAAAGAAUGGAGCCAGAAGCCAUAUUCAGUCUUGUAUAGUGAGUGAGAAUUCUGAGAGUGAGAUGUUCUAGGAGCACCUUCCCACUGCAGGGAGACCCCGUCCUCCUGCUGUGAAGGGAAUACAGCAGCCUCUCAUGCCAGGCCCACAGACAGAAGCACCACGGUCAGAGAGAGCAGGGCAUUGCAAAGCAGAAAAGGGGCCCUGUGUGCUGUCUUCUUAGGGUCCAGGAUGUUCACUUAUUGGAGGUUGAUGGUGAUAGAAGGGAAAUCGGCUGUCAUGACAUUUCCCAUUGUGUCAGUGAAACCUUGAUUCUUAUCUGUGUGUCUGUGUGUCUGUCUGUCUGUCUGUCUGUCUGUCUCUCUCUCUCUCUCUGUGUGUGUGUGUGUGUGUGUGUGUGUGUGUGUGUGUGUGUGUGUGUGUGUGUGUGUGUGUGUGUGUGUGGCCAAUAUUGCUCAGACUUCUAUUAUUGAUUUGUUACUUACCUGGCUCCUGCAGAAAGCGCUUCCCAAGUCCUGGGCACUAAAGGCCCCCGCAGCACAGGUCAUAAAGUACCUUCUGCAGGAACACUUAUCUUCAGGCCCCAUAAACCCCUGUGGUGAAAUUCCUGCCAUUUUGGAAGUCUUUCAUUUUCUUCUUUUUCAGUCGUAACAGAACCCAGGGCCACAACCCAGGUCCCAGAGGUCCUGUUUAACUCACAGAUGUCUCUUCAUAAUUUCAUUUGCUUCCACAAGCCCUCAGACUUGGAGUGAGAAAUUCAAUUGGAGGUAGCAAAUAAUUUGAACUUCUUGUAACCUAAUGAUUUUACCAACCCCAUACCCAGGUUGACAGCAACAGUUUAUGCCUGUUUAUGUUUUAGUUAUUUAUUUAGUCCAUGGGUCUUGGGUUGGUAAUAACUCUGGUUAGAGACCUAAGAGCUGGAGAGUAGGGAUUCUGGCAACCAUCUUUGAUUGCAUUCAGCAGCUCUUGUUAUUUAGGGUAGAAAAUUGAAAUGAUCAAGUUUGGUGUUUCCUUUUGUCAGUUAGAAAAGCAAAUAUUGUGUUUUCAUAAUAAAUGUCUUUUAGCAAAAUUGCUAAGGGUCACUCAUCUGGUGAGACCCUCCAGAGAGCCACUUGUCACAUUAGUAUUAGUAGGUCAGCCAUCUGUGAUAAAAGUGUCCCUAAUUACCACAAAGUGUGGUAAGACUCUCUGGGCUCCUGCAGGGCCUGGCCAGAACCCACCCUUCUCUACAUGCUGACCUCCCAAUGUCUAUAAAGAGGGAAACUGAUGUUUAUAGUCUUGUUGAUUAGACUUUCAUGCUGUAAAAAUUAAAAAAAUAAAAAUAAAAAAGUAACCCCACAAAACUUGGAUGUUUUAAAAAUAGCCAGACCUUCAGCAGACUGAAGAAAAGAAAUGUAGCCUGGUGAGUGACUCCCAGAGUCCUCAGCAGCCACACUGGCAGAUCUUGAGAGCCCCAGGAAUGAACCCUGACUCUGCCAAAUGCUGUUUAGUAGGACCCUUAGCCUUAUAAGGAGAUCACACAGCUCCAGAGAGCCAUGCAAACCCUGUCUUCCUGACUGUCCUCAGGUGUCCCUUCCUUUUCUCCACUGACCUGUGGUGGAGGUUUGAUGAACUCACUAAACCUUCCUGUGUGUCUUACAUGUAGCUGUAUCACUCCAUACUUCCUGAAGGGGAUGUCACAUCUAAGGGAAACUCACCCAGAGACACCCAUACUUGUAUUUGCACCCAGUUCUAUGUAUAUGACGUACUCGGUAAGCAAACAUUUCCUUAGUUUCAGGUCUACAAUAUUUAGUAUGUGUAAAUAGGGAGACAUUUGAUCGAGAUGAUAAAUUAAGUUAUAGCAUGUCAUUUGAUUGUUCUGAGGUCUCUUGUUAUUUAACUUCCCAGAGCUGCAUAACUAAGUUGUUCUGAGGGGCGUGUGGUUGGGUGAACCUCCAAACCUGCUCCCCCUUGUCAGGAGUGUACAUGUGCACUAGGGACACACUCCAUAAAGGCAGCCAUGCUGGGAAAACACUUAGCUCCAUAAUGGUGCCACUCAACUCCAGCUCGCUCUUUUUCGUUCUGAUUGACCGUGAUGAGUUGAAGGGUGAGAAACACGGCACCUAGGUGCUGCAUGUUUCUGACAUUCUCAUAGUCUGUAGAAAAUAAAAGUUUAUCACACCAUCUAAUAAAAAUAUUGAUUUGAUUUUUUUUCUUGAACAAAGCUAUUCAAAAGCAUUCUGCAAACCAAAGCCGACAGAAGUGUCCAAUAUGGUAGUUGAUCCCAUUCAGAGAACUUACACGUUCAUGUAGAAUUCCUUCCUGGUUCAUAGUAUGGAAUGCUAACAUCCAGCUGCCAGAGGACCUGCAGCCUCUGAUGGUCGCAACCUUCUCUGCAUAUGUGGUUCCUCAAAACACCCUGUCCUCCAUCCGUCGUCUUACCUACUAAGACUCAUCCAGUCUUUAAAUAAGGCAUGAGCAGGCCAGGAUGGUCUGUUUCUACAACUGGUAUGUAGCCUCACAAGGACCUUUACCCCCUGCUCUGUCUUUUCUAGGCAGCCUCCUGUACUAGCUAGUCUCUGCCCUAAGGAGUAAAGAGUAUUUGAGGACUUUGUAAAAAUUACAUAUUUUGCAACAUGUAAUUUAGAGUACUUCUAUUGUGGCUGAAGUCAGGUAUUGAUAUUUCCUCCCUCGGGACUUCAGCAAUCACACUGCAUCCUAUCCUAUGGUCUCUGAGGGCAUCCUGGGCCACUCCAUGGUCCAGACAGUAGUGAAUUCUCAGAAUGCUGAAUAACCAAGUUUGUAAACAAGUUUGUUCACUUGUUUCUGUAGCCAAUGCUUGCUGAGUACCCAUUACUUACAGAACAUGUUGGUGUCCUGGGAUGUCAAGUGCAAAGCAGAGCCUGAAUUGACCUGAAUUCUUUUUAGCUUAACUGAUAAUCAAGAGCUCAUGUAGAUAGUCCCUUCUAGGAACAACACAAGUUCUGCGAACCAGAAGCAGUACUUCUCCGCCUUCUGAAUCAUUUAGGCUCCACUAAGGAUUCAGCCUCCUGCCUCACUUCCUCCCAGGAUAAAACUAAAGCACCUGCAUCCCUCAAGUUACCCAGAAGGUGAUGGAUGCCCAAGGAUCAUUUGGGGAGCCAGAGGAGCCUCACUGAUGGUACUGAAGGCAGUCUGAAUGUGUCUGUGGAGAUGGGUGGCCACCGCUCUACACCUGCUCCUUGGAGCUGAGUUCCUCCCUCUUGCUAACCUUUCAGCUUGGCAGAUGGCCUUCCAGAAUUCACAGGGAGCUUUUCUCUGGGGUCAUAUUGGGAUACCUUUCAGAUAUGGAAACGAACACUUGAAACGUAAAGGCUGUUGUCACUAUUGUCUCAUAAAGAUUACUUUCUUAUUUAUAGCAAAAAGAUAGGAAGGGGUUAGUUGAUUCUAAGGCACCAUGUUUCCUCUAAGAGAUUUAGUCAUCUUCAAAAACCCUCAUCAACACCCCCAUGGAGUCUCAGACCAUGUCAUCGAGUCCAGCUUCCGAUAGAAAGGACCAUCAUUAGAAGUAUGCAGUCAUAGGGGUUUGGUUUUGUUGUAUUCCAGGGCAAAUAAAAGCCUGUUUCUUCCCUGUUUCCUCAAAUAGAAUAUUUCCUAGUGAGAAGAUAACCACACUUACAGUGUUUACUUCUAUACACACAUGCAGUGUGUGGCGCUGUGUGUGUCAUUUAAGCCAAGGACAUUUAAUAGAAACUUCUAUUCUCACUUGCUCUUCUUCCUACGAAUGGAUGCGGUUUUAAUUGCAUUUCAUUUUCAACAAAACAAAACCCAUGGGGGUUGUGAGAAAAGAUCAGAAAGUACUUCUCUACAUAUAUGGUUCCUUAGCACCCUGGUCUACAGCUGGGAACACCCACCGUGUCCUCCAUCCACCUCAGCUGUUUAAGAAAAGAAAGAAAAAAAACAAAAAAGAGAACUGAAGAUGUUGCCUCACUGGCUCUCACACACACCUGACUGGGGCUCUAGCCAGGAGCUGUCUCCAGGUGCCCACAUCUUAGUGACACCUCCGGUCAGCACCAAUAACUGUCCUUAACCAGUCCAUAGACUGUUUCUUGAACAAUGUAGUUUUCACAUGCCUGCUGUAGUUUGACCACUGAGAGGGUGUUCCUAAGUCCACAUCUGAGACCACCUUGAGUCACUGUCUUAGGAACCAAGCUGAACAUAGCAAGGUUUUGGCACUGGGAGGGUCUGGUUUGCCAGAAAUAUGACCUCUCUGUCAUGUACAAAAAGAGCACUUGGAACCAGCCUCUACUAGGAAUUCAGAAACCAGAAUAGCACUUUCCUGGAAAGACAGAUUGCACAGGCCUUAACUGAAAAAAAAAAAAAAAAAAGACUUUGAAAAGAAAGAUCUGGUACCAGGGCAGGCUUGGUGCAAUGCCCACGUACGUCAGCCACACCCUACCUCAGCCACACCCUGGAAGUUCAUUCCCACCUUCUGGAGUCAAAAAGCCACAUGGUGUUUAGUACUUGCUACCAUUCGAUCCAUGACAGUUGUGAUUGUCUCCUAAGAGACAGGUAAGAAUUCAAGGGAACAAUGGUAAAGACACACCAAGGUUCUUGAACACCCCAGCGACCGCCAGCAAGUGGAGUGACGUGCUUCUAAGGGUUGGGUUUUCCACAUGCUGUAGCGUCUCUCCAGCAUAGCUGAUGGCCCAACUGCAGAAGGCCAUGUGUGUUUAUGGCACACUCCCUGCCCAAAGGUGUUUUCACCUGUGCUCCAAAGGAGCUGACCAGCAACACCUCAGCAGAGACUCAUGGGAAAUGGCACCCCUGCUAGAGUCACUGAAAAGAACUUGCUCAAAUUGUAUCAUGUUUUUGUUUCUUUCCUUCUUUCUUUCUUUUUGGUGGUUUGAACUUUACAAGAAAAAUAUUUUAAUACAUAAGUCCCUACUAGCCUAAAUUAAGUUAGAUAAUAUGAGAAAGGUAAGGGUUUAAGUUAAGUUGCUGUGCUAUAUGUGAUAAAAACACUUGCCAAGCAUGCACGAGGUCCUGGUUUGGUCCCCAGUACUAGAGAGAGAAGGGUGUGUGUGUGUGUGUGUGUGUGUGUGUGUGUGUGUGUGUGUGUGUGUGUGUGUGCGCGCAAGCAAGCAAGCAAGCAAGCAAGGAAAUAGAUAGGUAAAUUUUUUAAAAAUGUAUAUAAUUCUGCCAAAGUCAGAGAAACUAGAAAAUACUUGUCAGACAUAAAAAAAACAAAAAAAACACAGAUUUACUGUCACACCAAUAUGCUGCCUUCCAUAAUGGCUAUAUUAUGUAUAUGACUGAAAGUUCCAUUAAGAAAGAGCAGAUGCCUGAAUUGAUCUCAGAGACAAGGGUGUCUUUUCCUGUAUGUCCAGGUGGAAUUUUUAAUCUUAAAUGUAUCCCUCCCUCUCCCUCAGGCAAAAUGCUCAUUGAGUUUGACAGACUAUUUUACAUGAAUAGGUCCCGCUCGGCAGCCUCCUCCUUGGCGUGGGGUCCUAGGGUCUGAAAAUUGGAGUGUGCUUUUCACUGAGGGUGUGAAGUGUGGAGGGAUGGCUAUUACAGAUCCUGAAAGGAUCUUUUUGACUUCAGAAAAUAGCCUGGCCAAGAAAAGCUUUUUUCCAUGAAUACUCACAGACUGCAUUAUGCUCCUCAGAUGAUAGAGGUGAGCACUUUUGAUCAAUAUUCCCCAAGAAGCGCUGCCAGGCUAAGUGGGACCUGAGGGCCUCUGUGAGACACCCCCUCCCUCCCUCGGAGAUACUGCGCCUCUGCAGCACAUUUCUUGCCAGUUCUCCUCCUAAGCACUGCAACCCAUUCUGUCCUCCAUGCACCUCAGAAAUGGUGACCACACUAGCUUUCCUUUGGGAACAUUUUUGUCACCUUCGUUUCAGGAUGGCAGUAGGAAGACUUGAACGAGAACUUCUUAAUCAAGGAAGAUUUGUUUAUUCACUUAACAUCACUGAGAUCACAAUGAAAGGAUAGUAUGGAUACACGAUACCCUGGAUACACUAUACAUUUUCUCCUAUUUUCGAUCCAUCCCAACUCCCCUCUCCCUGAAAAUGGUAAACAGGUUAUUAAACAAAUUCUUUCUGAA
This is a messenger RNA of Mus musculus (house mouse), 13703 nucleotides long. RefSeq names its product Ral GTPase activating protein, alpha subunit 2 (catalytic) (gene Ralgapa2). Lineage: Eukaryota; Metazoa; Chordata; Mammalia; Rodentia; Muridae. The record is from RefSeq and is marked validated. The transcript is spliced from 42 exons. Gene Ontology annotation, cellular component: nucleus; cytoplasm. Gene Ontology annotation, molecular function: GTPase activator activity. Gene Ontology annotation, biological process: regulation of small GTPase mediated signal transduction. The coding region runs from base 165 to 6038 and encodes 1957 amino acids.